This is a messenger RNA of Uloborus diversus, 1462 nucleotides long. Its product is annotated as solute carrier family 22 member 13-like. The transcript has 9 exons. Gene Ontology annotation, molecular function: transmembrane transporter activity. Lineage: Eukaryota; Metazoa; Arthropoda; Arachnida; Araneae; Uloboridae. The coding region runs from base 183 to 1385 and encodes 400 amino acids. The record is from RefSeq and is a predicted model, not a curated record. Gene Ontology annotation, cellular component: membrane. Gene Ontology annotation, biological process: transmembrane transport.
ACUGGGUUUGCGAGAAUGCCUGGCGGGUGUACGCAGUCCAUACCUUUUAUUGGGUUGGUUCCAUCCUUGGCCAGCUGCUGUUCGGUUGCCUUACAGACAAAUUUGGCAGAAAGAAAACGUUUUGUUGGGUUGUCCUUCUGUCUGUGGUUUCAAACCUGGCAACCAUCUUAGCUCCAGACCACAUGACAUUUACAGCAGCACGGUUCCUCACAGCUUUUGGUAUAGCUACCAUUUCAACCACAUCAUUCAUGAUUGUUAUGGAGUACACGGGCCCUUCUAAUCGGACGAUAGUGUUGUGCACUUGGGCAGCAUCCUGGACAUCUUGUGCUGCGGUUCUUCCAUGGAUCGCAUAUGUUUUGCGAAAUUGGAGGUGGCUGCUGUGUGUGCCUUUCCUUCCAGCAUCUGUUUUACUUUUUGUAUCAUGGUGGGUUCCCGAAUCAGCGAGUUGGCUGAUGACAAAAGGCCAAGUAGCAAAAGCCGCAGAUCUGCUUCAAAAAGUAGCUCAAGUCAAUGGCAAGAACCUCAGUUCACAAUAUUUUUAUGAAAGACUGAAGGAUUCUGCUCUAGAGUCUACAGACACGAAGCCAGAGAAGAAAGAAUCUUUCGUACAGACUUCUUUGGGGCUCAUUAAAUACCCCAAUAUGAGGAAGAAGACGCUUGUUCUCCUAAUCUCUUGGUUAAUCAUUCAUUUGUGCUACAAUGGUAACAGUUUACAAACAAGUCAUCUUCCAUUUAAUACUUACGUUUCCUUUUCCGUGGGAGCUUUUUUGGAGAUUCCUGUAAAUAUGUUCUGCAUUUUAUCCCUGGACAGAUUUGGCCGAAAAUGGCCAGAUGUCAUAUGUCUCUACAUUGGAGGAGUCCUGGGAAUUAUUAGCGGAUGUUUGUCCAAAGACGCAGUCCACGAAGUAUUUGCGAUGGCCAUGUUGGUGCGCAUCACGUUCGCGGCCGGGACCAACAUCACGUUUCAGUACACUGCCGAACUCUUCCCCACAGAGGUACGUGGCAGAGGUCUCUCCCUUCAGAGAAUGUUCGGGGCCGUCGGCAGUUGUCUCGCCCCUACCGUCGUCUUUUUGGCGGAAAUCGAUCGACUUCUUCCGAUGCUAGUGUUGGGCAGUUUGUCGCUGGUUGCUGGAUCCCUGAUUGUUAUCCUCCCAGAAACAACUGGACAUCAGCUACCUCAUACACUAGAAGAAGGCGAAAAAUUUGGAGCUCAUGAACACAUCUGCUCGAUUUUCUCACCAAAAGUAAAAGUAAGAAAAGAAGACAAUUCCAGUGAAUGGAGGAAUGGGGCCAAAUUCGGGAGGGACAAUUUAGCUGCCGAUGUGCCGGAAGGCACACAAGGUGUUUUCAUUUUGACUGCCAAAGAACCCGCCGGGAAACUAUGACCCUCUGCCUAGAGUGUCUACUUAUUUAUUAAUGUGUACGAAUUCUAUGUUUUUUUGUAGAAUAAAGUUUUAUUUCU